GCCAGAAAACAGAAUAUUGCCUUCUGUUCAACCCUGUUAAGGGAAGAGUUCGACUAUCGGUAAAAACAAAAGGUGUAUUUUGCUCUCUACCGUCAUCUGAUUGUAGUUAUUACCCUAGGACGUUCCGUUGGACAGCUAUUGACGAGCGAACUCUGAAUAUCUAAAGUAGCCUAAAAACGAAUUUACUGCGGUGAUUUUGGUUGGAGUAACUCUCUCGCUUUAUUACCUUGUCGCGCAGGUGAAAAUCUGUUGUAGGAAGCAUUUAAGAAACGAAACUACGCAGUCUUUUUUUUUGGGUAAUUCAAUUUUUUUUUUUUUAAAUAUACAAAUGUAAACUCUUGCUCUUUAUGGAAUACAACCACUCGGAAGAAAACUCGGUGGAGAACCGCGAUCACCCUUCGAAUGCCGUGAGCCUUGGCUCCAGUGAGCCACCAUGCCCAGCAGCAUCACAGGGAGCCCCAGACCCUGGUCAGAGCCAGGGGGCCAUGUCGGCCUCAUACCUGUGGAACCCAACCAUCUCCUCUACCGGAGCAGCAGCACCAGCCAGGAGUCCUGCUAUGAGGAGCGAUGUGUGGACCCGGUGGAGUUGAGGCACCAGGGUCCCAGGAGGACCCACCACAAGGCCCACCACGGGGACGUGCAGAUCAAGGCGGCUGAUGAGACCAUCGGCUUCAUCCCCGGAUCAGCAGACUCUCCUCCAGGGGAUCACAGGUGUGGUCCUUGUGCCCCCUCCUCCCCAGGCAGCUGUAAGAACUGGGUGUGCAGCGUGCUGACCUGUGGACUCUACAUGGUGUGUCGGCGCACCAUCCUGGCUCCCAGUCCCACAGGGAGGUCCCCAGAUGACGAUCAGGAGACAGUCAACCUCCGGGGUCUCCAGAGCCACCCUGGGGCCAACGACCCCCAAACCAGGAAGGAGGGCGGGGGUAGUGACUCUGAUUGGUCGGAGGACAUCUACAUCAGAGGGGUCAAAGUGGAUAUUCCCAGAAUGGAGGAGGAGCCAGUGGUCAUUACCAGGCCUCUGUUACACAAUGGAAGAGGUGGAGGAGGGAGACGGUACAGCCCUCCAUCCUACUCCUGGUAUGAGGGGGAUACGGGUGAUCUGAGCAUGGGUGACGUGGACUCUCUGAUCACCCAGAAGCUUCUGGAGCUGUACUCUGAGUACCAGAUCGAGGAGCUGGCCCACUGCACCUCGGACUCGGUGUUCCUGAAGAAGACCGGUGAGAUCAGCCAGCUGAUCAGUGACCUGGCCGAGGAGCAUCAGCUUGAUGAGCAGGAUGCAGAAGGUCGACUGGUCAAGGGCAUCAUCAGGAUCAGCACUAGGAAGAGCAAGAAGAGACCUCCAUACCGAAGGUCACAGAGGAGUACCUCCGACAGCGGAAACGAAACUAUGAGCAACUACCAAACAUCAACCAACAGCAAUAACAAUGAUUACGAUAUCCAGAUCUCCAAGGAGACAGAUUCUGAUAUGAACGCGAGGAACAUGAGGAUGACCAGUGGAGCAGCAGAAAGUUCUGAACGUCUGAUGUCUGUGUGAGGCAUUCCCCUGCCCGGGACUUCAGUCAGAACAUGAUGAUCCAUCUUCAACACUGCUGAUACCAUGGAGCUACUCACCAGUCUCCAGCUGAAGAGGUUGGGUGCCAUACAGAUACACGUAUUGUAAGGUCUAUUUAAUUCUGUGUUGGGAACUUUAAGGAGCCUGAGAAUUAGCACUAUGUUAACUGAAGUGGGAGGAGUAUUAUGCGUAUGCAAACUCCGUCCGAAGACCACAACUUUACUUUGAAGACGAUACUAUGAAUCGUGUCAUCUGUAUAUUGAAGGAUUCUAAUGUAACCAGGGUCGUGAAUGUAUCUUUGAUUCCGGCGUAUUGCGCCCUUGUUUGGGAGUUGGUCUGUCUCAUAGGAAAAGACACUGUAGGUUUACUUCCCAAACCCUUCCAGCAGCUUCCCCUGUUUUGUUGUUCCUCUUAUUACCCUCCAAUUACAUCCGUGGUGGUGUGUGUUCCUUUACCCUUGAAUAACAACUAGCUCUUUUGAUAUGAAACUCGAUUCUCCACUGCUGCCGGAUCUCUUUCUGCAUUAUCGCUUCAACACUAACACAAGAAUCAGUUUCAAGGUAGUGUACUCACAUCCAGGGAUUUGAAGGGUCAAGUAAACUGACCCGAGGAAGAUAGAUAACUGCACACUUGAUUGGUCAACGGUUUUAUAGUGCAACAUGUAGACACCAAGAACUAACCUGGAAUGUACUGGAGGCCAAAAAAACGGAUGAAGAGGGAACACCUCAAAGACGAUGAAUGUUAUUGCCGUAUUGGUGACUUUGAAAUACAAGAUGUAGAUGUGCUUUUUGAUGCCAAGAGAAUAUCAUGCUCCUGUACCUAACGAGGUAACAUUUUACUUAACACCCAGUGUCAUAACAUGUUAUGACAUGGUCUUAACUAUGUGGAAACACUUGACAUAACCUGUCAUAAUAUGGUCAUUACACUGUCAUGACCCAUAUGUUUACACCUGUUGUGACAUAUAUUGUAUUAUUUUUAUGGCUGGUUAUAGAAUCAAAACUCACAUUUAUUCGAAAUAGUUUUUUCCCGGCGAAAAAGUGUCCUUCCGUUUUUAAAAGAUUGUUUCUUAAAUCCUCUGUUAUAAUGAGAUCUUUACGGUCAUGUUUUUGUUGUAUUUUAAUGAACUUGUAGAAUAUCCGCUUUUUGACACUGUUGUGAAGCAUUAUGACCGCCAUCCUAUAAGUCACCUAUCACGUACAUGCUGUAAUAUACAUCAUCCUAUAAGUCACCUAUCACGUACAUGCUGUAAUAUACAUCAUCCUAUAAGUCACCUAUCACGUACAUGCUGUAAUAUACAUCAUCCUAUAAGUCACCUAUCACGUACAUGCUGUAAUAUACAUCAUCCUAUAAGUCACCUAUCACGUACAUGCUGUAAUAUACAUCAUCCUAUAAGUCACCUAUCACGUACAUGCUGUUAUAUACAUCAUCCUAUAAGUCACCUAUCACGUACAUGCUGUAAUAUACAUCAUCCUAUAAGUCACCUAUCACGUACAUGCUGUAAUAUACAUCAUCCUAUAAGUCACCUAUCACGUACAUGCUGUAAUAUACAUCAUCCUAUA
This is a messenger RNA of Oncorhynchus masou masou (cherry salmon), 3111 nucleotides long. Its product is annotated as keratinocyte differentiation factor 1-like. The record is from RefSeq and is a predicted model, not a curated record. Gene Ontology annotation, cellular component: cell junction. NCBI's taxonomy places the organism in Eukaryota, Metazoa, Chordata, Actinopteri, Salmoniformes, Salmonidae. The transcript is spliced from 5 exons. Gene Ontology annotation, biological process: keratinocyte development; regulation of epidermal cell division. The coding region runs from base 434 to 1534 and encodes 366 amino acids.